Molecule: messenger RNA, 3579 nt
Organism: Caenorhabditis remanei
Lineage: Eukaryota; Metazoa; Nematoda; Chromadorea; Rhabditida; Rhabditidae
Exons: 11
Coding region: 1-3579 (1192 amino acids)
Source: RefSeq, a predicted model, not a curated record
AUGUCUUCAAUCACUGGAGGAGUGAAAAAGAAGAAAGAUGAUAUUAUUGCUCUCUCUCCCUUUGAGUCGACAGCUGACGAAGAGGAUGAGGAACGACAGCAGUUUGAAAAAAGUCUCACAGUCGUUCAUUGUCUACCUUGCAUCAUGAAUUUUUCUCUUAUUUUCAUGAUCAUUGUGUGUACGUUUGGUUUCCCCAGUGAUGGUGUCCCUCCGAAAAAGAAAAAAACUGAGAGUCCCGGUGGACUACAAAGUAGUACUACUACAUCACUGUCUACUUCUACUCCGUCACCAACUAAUUCUGCCCCGCUGAACACGCAACCAUCCACAUCAAUUCGCUGUUAUUUUUCUGAAAUAAGAACGGGUCAGUUAGAAAAAACUGAAAGAGAUUCUUACACAAAAGUUUCAACUGAAUGCGGUGGCAAUUUAGUGAAAUGGAACACUUUGGUGGGUACUUAUCAAGGAAGAAUGCAUGAAGCUCAAAAUGAAAUGGAUCUAAUGGCAGCAAGAGGUGCAGCUGAGUAUCAUGAUUUUGACAACCCAGUAACUAAUGAGGAAGUCGGAAACCGAAUUGUUUGUGAUCACCACCGGAAAGAAUUAAUAUCCGAUUGGAACACCUGGCAUCUUGGCCAACACAUCCGGCAAGUGAAAGAAAAUCAUCAAUUAAAGUGCGGAUUGCCAUCAGUAGUCAGCCCUCAUUCAACUGUAGCAACACCUAAAGUAGGCCAUUGUUUUUUAUCACGGAACGAAGCAAAACGGAUUCUCGAAGAACACCACGUACAUGUACAUGUUGGAACUCCUCUCUGCAAGCCUCAUAAAGAUUUUGUUUCUGUUGCUGAAUGUGUCAGCUUAUUGGAAACAUCAGUAUCGAUUGACGCACCUGUUUCGAAACGUUUAAUUUCUGCUGUGUCCAAGUAUCAGGACGAGUCACAAUCAUGUAGCCGGGAUGACUUGAUGGAAGUAGAUGAAAAUGAUGAGACUGAUGAAGAUAGCUUGGCUUAUUAUCCAAUCAACAAAGAUGAAAAACAAGUGUGCAAUUCGAAAUUUUAUGAAUGGUUGGAUUCGCUCGGAUUAAAAAAAAUACAACCCCGAAAGUCGUUUUCUCAGUUGAAUCGUAGAACUAAGCGAAGAAAGGCAGUUGCUAUGAAGCAGGUGAUGACUGAAGCACUGGAACUUUUAGCUCCAGGAAGUAGUGAAGAACUGUACGAGUUAAUGUUGGAUUUGGAUGGAAACAGAUGGACAACAAUAAGAUCGCGCUUAUUCGAAGAAUUGAUGGAGAGCAUUGUAACUGAGUAUUCUAAAGUCAUAACUCGUAAAGAAAGAAGAAGCCUCCUGUCAUUAGUCACAUCCAUUUUGCCAUACUCCACUAUCUUGAAGUAUUUUCCUGGUAUAACCCGAUACGAGUAUACUAAGUCACGUCAGUAUAGCGUUUUGUUGAACCGAACGCCGUACACUUCUUCCAUACGGCAAAAGUAUGUCAAAGAGAAUGUCGUUGCUUUCAUUGACUUCAUCACCAGCCCGUUAAUUCGUUCUGAUUUGCCAUAUGGACGAAGAACUCUCACAAAGUCAGAUGGAUCCAAACUAGAUGUUUCCAAUUCUCUUCGAAAUGUUAGAGCUAUUGAAAUUGUCGAGAUGUAUAUCUCAAUGAAAACGGAAGCGAAUGAAGAAUCACAGUUGAUGAGCCGAAGCACUUUGUUCAAAAUAUUGGAAAAGUGCAAAGCUACCAAAAGGGAAGCUUUAGAAUGUGUUGAUUAUUUUAUAAGCGAUGCUCUUGACUCCUUUGAAACGAUUUCCCAGCAUGUGAAAAAAAUGAUGACAUCCGGCUAUAUUGACGCUCAAACAGAAAAGGAUUUUGACAAACGCCUUCAUGAAGCAAAGCUGUAUUUGCAAACCGAUUUCAAAUUACAUCUUAAAUUUGAGUCGAAAAUAUCAGAUCAUUGCAUUCAGUUUGCAUUAUCCGACUCUGGUAAUUCCAAGUAUGCAUCUGGUUGUCAAGAAGGAAAAUCUUCUCACGAUCACAAGGAAAACUUCUGUGAAAGGUGUCAAUCAGUAAGAGAUAUUUUUGAUGAUCUAAAAAAAACGGUGGAACAACUGCUGAAACAGGCAAAAGAAAAAAGCCUUCGGAAGACCAAAGACGAAAAUAUCAAAUGUGAAACGGAAUUGACCGUCAUGUUGAGCGACAUAGAAACAGCCGAAACAAAUGUUAUUGAACUGAAGAAACACCAGGUUCGAAAUAAACAUUCAAAUAAUGUUCGUCAGAAAAUUGUGGAUGCGUUACAAAAAGGCGAUGCAUUGUUGACUCUUGACUGGGCUCAGAAAAUCAUGCCAAUGCAAGCUAGUGAGUCACAAUCAGAUUUCUAUGGGAAAAGCGGUAUCAGUGUGCAUGUGACAAACGUUCUGAGCAUCGAUGAAAACGGGAAUUUCCGUCAACACAAUUUUGUCCACAUCAUGAAACACGAGGCGCAAGACGCAAUCACAGUACUGCUCAUACUUGAACACGUGUUAGGCGAGCUCAAAAAAUCGGGCAUACUGCGUGUUCAUCUGAGGAGCGAUAAUGCCGGAUGCUACCACUCUACAAAAAUAAUCACUUCACUACCAACGAUUUCCAAAAAAACCAAGGUCGAUAUUGCCAGUUUCACUUUUAGUGAGGCGCAGGGUGGAAAAGGAGCAGCUGACCGAGCCGCUAGUGAAUUCAAGACAAAGCUUAGAACAUGGUUGGCAUCUGGGAAAAAUGCAGAGAACCCGGAGCAGCUGUUCUUAGGCUUGACAGAAGGGCGCAUACCAAAAGCCAUGUCUUCUUACUUAUGCACAAUAGACUUCUCAACGGUUACAGAAGGGAAAAACGAAAUCAAAGAAGUUCAAAAUCUUUAUGACUUCCGGUUCGACAACAAAAAUGGCAAGAUGAUUGCUAGAAAAUUUGGAUGGAUUGGUGAAGGAACAGUACAUGAGACAAAGAAGUUUGUUGCAGCGAAAGGAACACUAAACAUUGAACAAUCUGGAGGACAUGUGACUCCGAAUCUCGAAACGUUCUGGAAGUCUGCAAAAUGUUCGAAAACGUGCUCAGAAUAUGACGCCGAGGAACAAAAAAAGAUGGAGGCAGUGAUUCCUUUUGGAGAAAAGAAUGUAGACGUUGAGGAGCCUAUCCCGAAGCCGGUGGAAACCGUCGUGUUCGAAUGCCCGGAGGAAGGGUGCACUGCCGUUUUUUCAAAAUACGGAAACUUAGAACGUCAUUUGUCUGUUGGCAAGCACGAUAUCAAGCCAGAAAGAGAAACGCUCUUGGAUUUUGCAAUGGAACGAUAUACAGAAAACAUUGAAGGUUUACGAGAAAGUUCAAUUCCGUCCUCAUUAAAAGAAGCUCUAGUUGAACUCCCAAAAGGAAUUGAACCAUAUUCGAAUCCAGAAGGUUGGGCACUACCAAGUAAAAGAGUGAAUAAGAAGUAUGACAAAGCGGUCGUGAAAUUUGUAAUGGAAAAAUUCGAAGAAUUAUCAGAGAAAAAAUUGAAAGUUUAUCGAAAGCUGAUUGCAGCCGAGAUCCGUGAACAGAAGAAAGAUGGGAAACUGCUUUUCUCAUCAGAUACUUAA